AUUCAAUAGGCAUCGCCAUCGGCUCAUCGCAUAACUUGACAUUAUAGAUUCAAGAGAGAGAAAUUUGGAUUGGAGUGAAUUGGAUUGGGUUGUUGAGCUGGCUAUUCAAUCAAAGAUAACUCGCUUUUUCCUUAGACUUUUCAUUGUUUUCAUUUACUGGAAUCCCAGGUUGCUCCACCAAUUGUUUAUGCUGGCUAUCAAUAAGCUGGAAUUAAGAGGGCCCGAGUGUUUGGUGAGUCUGGAGUGCCUUCUGAACAUAGUCAGGGCCCUGGGGAUGGGAUCAUGCUUGUCAUGGGAUGGAUCAAGCGCUGUAUCUUACACUACAGCCCCGUCUUCGCCGUCUUCUUCUUCUUCUCUGAAGAGAAACAACUCAAGGAAGAUUAAGAGAAACUCUUCAUUGGAGAUUUGGUUGCAUAGAAUUCCCGGUAGGAUUUUCUUGAACGGCUCCACCGAUAAUGCCUCUUUGUUUACUAGGCAAGGCAAGAAAGGGAUCAACCAGGAUGCUAUGAUUUUUUGGGAGAAUUUCGGUUCAAUGGCAGACACUAUCUUUUGUGGUGUUUUUGAUGGCCAUGGUCCCUGCGGCCAUAUGGUUGCAAAGAAAGUGAGGGAUUCUCUUCCGUUAAAAUUGAGUGCCCAGUGGCAAUUAAAUAAUAACAGCACGAAUCUGAUGAAUCAUAACAGCAGCACGAAUCUGAUGAAUCAUAACAGCAGCAGUGGCGUAGGAAGUAUAAAAUCAGAAGACUCAUUCUUGUCAGUCAAGGAACCUAGGACAUUUAUGGAUAAUAAGCAUAAUCAAAAUCAGACUGAUUUUUUCAUAACACUGAAAGAGGCAUUUUUGAACGCUUUUAAAUUGAUGGACAAGGAACUUAAACAUAAUCAGUAUCUUGAUUGCUUUUGCAGUGGGACAACAGCAGUAACCUUAGUCAUGCAGGGCCGCCAUCUUGUUAUUGGAAAUGUCGGGGACUCUAGAGCUGUGCUGAGUACGCGAGAUAAGGAUAAUUCUCGCAUUGCAGUUCAGUUGACUGUGGACCAGAAACCAAAUCUUCCAAAGGAAGCUAAAAGAAUCAGGUUAUGCAAAGGACGAGUUUUUGCUCUCCAGAAUGAACCUGAGGUUUCUCGAGUUUGGCUGCCUAACAGUGACUCUCCUGGCCUUGCCAUGGCCAGAGCAUUUGGAGAUUUUUGCCUUAAAGAUUUUGGUCUGAUUUCUGUCCCUGAGAUUUCGUAUCUUCACCUCACUGAGAAGGAUGAAUUUAUAGUAUUGGCUACAGAUGGGGUCUGGGAUGUUCUCUCAAACAAACAAGUAGUAGAUAUAGUAGCAUCAGCCCCUCGGUCUAGUGCAGCUCAAAUUCUGGUAGAAUCAGCUGUACAAGCUUGGCGAUACAAGUACCCAACAUCGAAGGUUGAUGACUGUGCUGUAGUUUGCCUAUUCCUUAGUUCAAGCUCAGACAGUUGCUCCACUUCUUUCUUCCAUAUUGAGGAUAAGCCAUCAAUGUCAUAGGAACUGUUUAAUGUUGUUCUAAAGCAGUUUGAUUGGACCAUUCUAGAGAUUCUAGAAUUCACCUGAAAAUUUGCGAUGAAGUUGGGGUGAUACUUUGUGGGGAUAUGGAGUAGGAGUGUCUUGCUUUCUAAAAGUUGUAUAUUGAAUACACCUCUGGCUCUUAUGGUCCUUGGUUAUUGAAUGGAUAGGUUUGGAGAUGCUAGGUUUCAAAAAUGGAGGGCUAAGAGUCAUUAGUUUGAGGUUGCCUUUUAUUUAGUCCAUAUUUAUUUCGGUUUCAUACAACAUUUAUUGUUUUUGUUCCUUUAGAAAGUGGGAAAUUCCAGAUAUUAUCGGAAUUCCCUUUGUUUUUAUUUGGAUAGGGAGGUGAGCAUGGCCUGUUAAUCUGUGGUUUUUUUUUUUUUUUUUUUUUAAGCGGUUGGUGGAUUCGGUGUUUUUGUGAAUCCACAGAAGUAGAUGGUUUUGUACAUUAUGGUGGUGGAUGUCUCCUACUCUAGUUACUAUGUGUGAGAGAUCCUGGGCAUUAUCUCCUCUGAAUUGUAGUAAAUUGAGGGCCUUACUAUGUGUGUGAGAUCCUGGACAUUAUCUCCUCUGGAUUGUAGUAAAUUGAGGGCCUCUUAUUUUCAUUCCUGGGAACUUGUUUAAUUUGAUUCUGUACCUAUAUUCAUCAAUUCAUUCAUUAUUUGUGUUA
Molecule: messenger RNA, 2186 nt
Organism: Pistacia vera
Lineage: Eukaryota; Viridiplantae; Streptophyta; Magnoliopsida; Sapindales; Anacardiaceae
Product: probable protein phosphatase 2C 33
Exons: 6
Coding region: 188-1498 (436 amino acids)
Biological process (GO): protein dephosphorylation
Molecular function (GO): protein serine/threonine phosphatase activity
Source: RefSeq, a predicted model, not a curated record